AUGCCAUCACGAGAUACAAAUUCGUCGGCCGACGAACGGCGAGGGGCCUUGGAGCGGGUCAGACUGUCAAUGGGGCCAUCCACGGGCAUCCGCUUCGUCUCUUCCGUCCUGUUCCUCUCGCUUUUUCAAUGCGCACACGGUGAGAACUGCCAGUCCGGGAACGUGACCCUGCUGGAGGGCUCCCCCCUGCGGGUGACCCGAGCGAGCGCGGCCGAGAUCUGCGGGGGGCUCCGAGGGGCCCUGCCCGAGAUCGAGGACAGCGUCGAGGCGUGGAACGAGGACAUUUGGGUGGGAUUGAAGGUGGAGAGCACGUGGAACAGCGGGAAUGACAUCGAGUACUGGGACGCCAAUUCCCUCUGCUUUUACUACAACUUCACGAGGAACUCGAUGGAGAAGGCGGAUUGCAAAUCGUCUCUUGGUGUCUAUUGCUCCCUUCCAGCGGGCUUCGAAUGUCGGAGCCAGCUCCCUUACAACAGGAGUUACACGCUGAAGUCGGGGAGCGCGACGACCUUCGAGGCGGCGAAGGCUCUGUGCGACGCCGACGGAGGGACCUUGCCGAUACAUCUCGACGAUCCCCAAGUCCGCCAGAAAUUCCUCGAUUUCGUCUCCCCUCUCGCACCGAACGAGUUCUGGGUCGGCCUCGAGGAGGCAGCGUCGGGCGGAAGGCGAUGGGCGGACGGGAAGGCGCUCUGCGAAGUCGCGACCUUCAACUUCGACAACGACGACAUCCUCACCUUUCCCUAUACGGAACUCUGUUACCGAUACAAGAAGAGCGAAAACGCAUUGAAGGAUCGGGGUUGCUCGGCCGCUUCAUUUUCCGUCGUCUGCGAGUAUCACGACGGUGGGAUUUUGGAGCUGCUCUCACCGCUGCCCGUGAAUGCGAGCGUCGGGAGAGAGAUCUGCGAAGGGGGAGGAGGGAGUCUCCCGCAGGGACUCGAGGAAUCCGCCGUUCUCAGAGCCAUCGACAACCUGAGUCGUGAGAUUUCCCUUUGGUGA
Darwinula stevensoni is the source of this 996-nucleotide messenger RNA. The record is from the annotation of a GenBank genome assembly. NCBI's taxonomy places the organism in Eukaryota, Metazoa, Arthropoda, Ostracoda, Podocopida, Darwinulidae.